AUGCUCAUGGGUCUUCUUCUUUUCUUCUUCUUUGCUUCUGCUUGCUCCCUUGCCUGCUUGAACGCACAGUCUCUCACUCCUGCUCUCUCAACCUCGCUGGCUCUCCACCUGUCCGCCGCCAGCUUUGACCUCCGAAGUCUGGAGUACAUAUGUGCCGCCGGUGAGCCCGCCAUCGAGCCCACAGGCAGGCAGGCAAAAAAGCAAGCAAGAAGCAGAAAGUACAAAAAAGAAGCCAGGCAGGCAGGCAGGCAAUUCUCCGCAGGGAAAGAAGCAAAAAUACAGAGACGAAACGCAAAAAAACAAAAGAGAAAAACGAGAGGGAGAAAAAAAGAAAUGGAAACGCAGAGAAAGGAUAAAAAAGGACGAUGA
This is a messenger RNA of Nannizzia gypsea CBS 118893, 369 nucleotides long. RefSeq lists its product as hypothetical. The coding region runs from base 1 to 369 and encodes 122 amino acids. The transcript has a single exon. The record is from RefSeq and is a predicted model, not a curated record. Lineage: Eukaryota; Fungi; Ascomycota; Eurotiomycetes; Onygenales; Arthrodermataceae.